AUGGCGUUUAAGGGAAUUACCAUGAAACGGGAAAUCCCCAUCGUAGAUGGCACCAGUAUGCAGAACGCACUGUGUAAGGCGCCAUCUACGAACAGUGACGGGCAAAGGAGCAAAACGGGGGUGUCUGUAAAGAUGCCUAACGAAACCAUCUACGUGCCUGAGUUUGUCCUGCAAUGCGCCAUUGAGAAGGACAAGAUCACCUUUACCAUCGUCGCUCUUGCCUUCAUCUACGUGGGAACGAUUCUUGGAAAUCUACUGGUAAUUGUGGUCAUAAUAUUAAACCCUCAUCUUCAGAACCCCAUGUUUUACUACAUUUUCACUCUAGCAGUGAUCGAUGUGGUGAACAGCACCAACCUCAUCCCUCGAAUUCUGGCCAUCCUGGUGUUUAAUGACAACGUUGUCCCUUACGGGCCCUGCUUGUUUCAGCUAUCGAUAGUGUACCAUCUUGGGCUGACAGAAAGCUUUCUUUUCCCUGUUAUGGCGUGUGAUCGCUAUUUAGCAGUUGUGUACCCCCUAAGAUAUCCUUCCAUUGUUACAAAUAAGACAGUUGGACUUAGCAUCUUAUUUGUGAACAUUUGUGCUGCUGCAACACUCGUCCCCUACAUGGUGUUUGCUAGAGAACUUUCGUUUUGCCGCAGUAAUGUCUUGCCCUACUGUUUCUGUGAUUUUGUUACAAUGAUUCAUAUUUCUUGUACCAGUGACCCAAGGCACCUUGCUCUCUUGUCCAGCACCACAAUCAUCACUGGUUUUGGAGGCUUAGGAAUCUGUCUCCUCUCCUACAUCAGAAUUGUUCUAGCCGCCCUGAAGAUCUCCUCGGUAGAGGGAUUAGGAGUGCAGGUAUCUGCUGAAGCUUACAAUGUGUUGGUCAUCAUAGCCAUUCUGGUACCCCCUAUGAUGAAUCCUAUCAUCUACAGCUUCAGGAACAAGGAGAUCAAAGGCAGCAUUUACAGGCUGUGGACAGGGAAGAGAGUAGACCCAAGCCACCAUUAA
Polypterus senegalus (gray bichir) is the source of this 990-nucleotide messenger RNA. Its product is annotated as putative olfactory receptor 7A2. Bases 1 to 990 code for a protein of 329 amino acids. Gene Ontology annotation, biological process: G protein-coupled receptor signaling pathway. Lineage: Eukaryota; Metazoa; Chordata; Cladistia; Polypteriformes; Polypteridae. The record is from RefSeq and is a predicted model, not a curated record. Gene Ontology annotation, molecular function: G protein-coupled receptor activity; olfactory receptor activity. The transcript is spliced from 3 exons. Gene Ontology annotation, cellular component: membrane.